GAAUCUCAAUUUUCAAGGCGCAAACCGAUAUCGCAAUAGAUGGCAUUCUCGUCGCGCGCCUACGCGGAACGGACGUCGUGUCGCCCGCCUCGCGAGUCAUACAUUCGUUUAUUACUUUUUAAUUCAUUUUUCUUAACGCAACGGUCGUGCAUAAACUCAAAAUUAAAUAUUGUCACUCUAUAAAAAUAGAUUCAACAUUUACAUUUUUCCUCAUUGAUAUCAAACAUGAUGCAGUGAUAACGGUAAUAGUGAUGUGAAUUGUGUUAUGUUUACGUUGCGAUGUAAAUUGUAAAGUGAGUGCACUAGUGUAAAGUUUGUUUACAAUGGGUUACACGUCGAGUGGUGCAGGUAGGGCGGCCCACGAGGCGCUGCUGGCUCGUCAGGACGCUGAGCUGCGUCUCAUGGAGACAAUGAAGCGUAGCUUGCAAGCAAAGAUGAAGAGCGAUAGGGAGUAUGCUCUUGCGCUCUCCGCCGCUGCUGCACAAGGACAAAAGAUGGAUAAAUGCGAGGAACUGAACGGUUCCUUGAUCGCAUCAGCAUGGCGAACCAUGACAGAAGAAUGGGAAAACACGAGCCGGUUAAUAAAAACCAACGCCGAAGCAUUGGAGUCCCGUGCCCUCGACCGCCUUAACACUCUGAUGACGGAACGGAGGAAAGCCCGGAAGGCCUACCAAGAAGACCACACAAAAAUAUCUUCACAGUUCACUCAGUUGAGUGAAGAAGUGCAGAGAAAACAAAGUGAAUACCAAAAGUGUCUCGAGUCUUACAAGCAGAUGAGAGCCAAGUUUGAAGAAAAUUAUCUUAAAUGUCCCACGAGUAGAGGAGGCCGCAAACUAGACGAAACCCGUGACAAGUACGGCAAAGCGUGUCGCCGCUUGCACCGAGCGCACAAUGAAUACGUGCUGCUGUUGGCCGAGGCGACCGAGUGCGAGCGCGCGUUGCGGACGGCGGCACUGCCCGCGUUGCUGGACCAGCAGCGGCGGCAAGGCGAGGCCACGGCCACCUCGUGGAAAGGGGUCCUUUUGGAGGUUGUUCAGAGAUCGGACUUCAGCACAGACAAAUUUAAGGAGAUUCAAAGCAAAACUGAGACUACAGUUCAAAAUCUUAGGCCACAAGAAGAAUACAAAGAGUUUAUGGAAAAAUAUAAAUCACCCCCCUCCACUCCAGUGAUAUUUGCAUUUGACGAGAGUCUAGUAGAAGAUACAAGCGGGAAGCUCCAACCAAACCAGUUAACAGUUGACAACUUAACAGUAGAAUGGCUGAAGGAAAAGCUCACGGAAUUGGAGUCAGUCUUGCAAGACAAUAGGGAGAAGCAGACAGCUCUACAGGGUCCGGAGAUCAUUGGGAACGGCGUUUGUAAGAACAAUAAUAGCAUGACUAAUGGAGUUAAUGGGAUUGAUAGGCAUUCCCCACCGCCCAUACCAGUAACAACAUCAGAACCAAUCAAGCUACUAGAGCUACGGAUAGCUGAGAGGAAAUGCGCCAAACAGGCUGAGAUGAUCCGGUCAGCACUUGCUGAACUCGGCUGCGAAGAGGCUCCCAGCGGCUGUCCAGAUCUCUCCGCUGAGACUGUAGGAGUUGACAGUCUGGAUGGAUCCACUGUGGACCAUCAGGACCGUUCGUCCAUCGCGUCCAAAGCGUCCCUAGACGCGCUGCGGCUGCACCUCCACUCCAUAGUCCCCCCGAAGCCGUUCCUUCGGCUCUUCACACGGCCCUUUCGUCGCAAGUCUGCUCCAGCUAGUCCAGCCCUACCGCCCAAAACGUACAGGAGCAGUAGCGAAGGCCCCGACCCGGUGAGUGCAAGCGAGACGGAGCGCUCGCUGGUGGACCAGGAGUGGUUCCACGGGGUGCUGCCGCGGGAGGAGGUGGUGCGGCUGCUCAGGAGCGAUGGAGACUAUCUAGUGCGGGAGACCACGAGGAAUCACGCGAGACAACUGGUGCUGUCUGUUUGUUGGGGACAACAUAAGCAUUUCAUUGUGCAGACUACGCCAGAGGGCCACUACCGCUUCGAGGGUGCUGCGUUUCCCUCAGUCGCUGAGCUGGUGGCGUGGCAGAGGGCCAGUGGGGUGCCCGUGACCGCACGCUCCGGAGCCCUACUGCGGCGGGCAGUGCCGCGGGAGACCUGGGAACUGAAUAAUGACCACGUGCAGCUGUUGGAUAAGAUUGGCCGGGGUAACUUCGGCGACGUGUACAAAGCCCGUCUCAUCACCACGGGCCAGGAGGUGGCGGUGAAGACCUGCCGAGUGGCUCUACCAGAGGAACAGAAACGCACCUUCUUGCAAGAAGGUCGUAUUCUCAAGCAGUACCAACAUCCGAACAUUGUGCGGCUUAUUGGGAUAGCGGUGCAGAAACAGCCAAUUAUGAUCGUUAUGGAACUUGUGUCAGGUGGUUCUCUGCUCACGUUCCUACGAACCCGAGCCCAGUCGCUCAGCAGCCGCUCCCUACUAUGCAUGUGUCGUGAUGCUGCAGCCGGUAUGCGAUACCUUGAGUCCAAGAGCUGCAUACAUCGAGAUCUGGCUGCUAGGAACUGUUUAGUUGGAGAUGAUAAUAUUGUGAAGAUUUCUGACUUCGGCAUGUCAAGGGAAGAGGAGGAGUAUAUCGUGUCGGGAGGCAUGAAGCAGAUACCUAUUAAGUGGACUGCGCCAGAAGCUCUCAAUUUUGGUAAAUACACAUCGCUGUGUGACGUGUGGAGCUACGGCGUGCUGGUGUGGGAGAUAUUCUCGAAGGGCGACACUCCGUACGCGGGCAUGAGCAACUCCAGGGCUAGGGAGAAAAUUGAUCAAGGUUACCGCAUGCCAGCGCCAGAAGGGUGUCCCGAAGAAGUGUAUGCGCUCAUGCUGCGCUGCUGGGAGUACGAGCCCGACAAGCGGCCUCACUUCAACCAGAUAUACACAAUCAUUGACAACAUUUAUAACAGAUAAUAUAAAUUUGUUUAGUGAUCAGCUGUCAAAUGUCAACGUCAUUGACAACAUUUACAAUAGAUCAAGUAGAUAAUGUAAAUUUGAUUAAUGAUCCGAUGCAUGGUAAAAUAAUCUAGUAUAACAUCAUUGAUUUACUAUGUACUACGUGCUAGAGAGGACAUCGCUACUACACUAUUUGUAAC
This is a messenger RNA of Colias croceus (clouded yellow), 3103 nucleotides long. RefSeq names its product tyrosine-protein kinase Fer (gene FER). The transcript has 14 exons. The record is from RefSeq and is a predicted model, not a curated record. Gene Ontology annotation, molecular function: ATP binding; non-membrane spanning protein tyrosine kinase activity. Bases 324 to 2921 code for a protein of 865 amino acids. Lineage: Eukaryota; Metazoa; Arthropoda; Insecta; Lepidoptera; Pieridae. Gene Ontology annotation, biological process: peptidyl-tyrosine phosphorylation.